AUGCAAGCCCGCCUCUCCAAGCUCCCCCAGCUCCCGCCCGAGCUGAUGGGCGAAGACGGCGACGAAGACGAAGAGAGCGCCGACUCGAUCGGCGCGCUGCCGUCGGCUUCUAUGGGUCCUCCCAGAUCUAAACCCCGCCAACCCCGCACCCCAAACCCCACCUUCACCCCCCUCCCCGCAUCCCCCUACUUCGCCCAAGCCCUCCAAAUCGCCGUCCCCGCCUCGCACCUCGACAUGCGCGCGUACUACACCCCGCCCAAACCGCGCACGCAAGACGAGCCCGGCAGCGUGCUCGUGUGCCAUCACGGCGCGGGGUUCUCCGGGCUGAGUUUCGCUUGUUUUGCUGGCGAGGUGGGGAGGAUGACGGGUGGGGAGGUGGGGGUGUUUAGUGUUGAUGCGCGGAGACACGGCAAGACAGUACCGACAGACGACACAUCAGACGACGAUCUCUCGCUCGACGUUCUAGUACAAGAUAUAGUCCAUCUCCUCCCCACUGCCUUUCCGGACCCUAAAUCGGCGCCGACGCUCUUCCUCGUGGGACAUAGUAUGGGCGGCGCCGUCAUGGUCCGCGCAUGCCCGGCCCUCCAAGCGCUCGGAUACCGCAUCGGGGGCGUCGCGGUGCUCGACGUCGUAGAAGGCUCCGCGUUGGAGGCACUACCAAUGAUGCCCACGAUCCUCGCCGCGCGCCCAACCGGCUUCGACAGCCCCGAAGAAGCGAUCGAAUGGCACGUCUCCGCCGCGCAGAUCCGCAACGCGACCUCCGCGCGCGUGUCCGUUCCAUCACUUAUUGUGCCCGCGCCGUCCGAUCCUAGUGCGCUGAGGGCGCGCGCGUUUACGUGGAGGACGCCGUUGGGGACGACUGGCCCGUAUUGGGAAAGCUGGUUCCGCGGCCUCUCGGCGUCCUUCCUCAGCGCGCGUACCGCGCGGCUGCUCGUGCUGGCAGGGACAGACAGACUGGACAGAGAGCUCAUGAUCGGGCAGAUGCAGGGCAAGUUCCAGAUGGAGGUCGUGCCCGGGACUGGACAUAUGUUGCACGAGGACGAUCCGGUGCGGUUGGCGGAGAUACUGGUCGAGUUCUGGAGGAGGAACGAUCGAGUCGUUAUCGGUGUUAAGAAAGUUGGGGAGUUGUGA
Molecule: messenger RNA, 1131 nt
Organism: Peniophora sp. CBMAI 1063
Lineage: Eukaryota; Fungi; Basidiomycota; Agaricomycetes; Russulales; Peniophoraceae
Source: the annotation of a GenBank genome assembly